AUGCGGCCGUUUGUUCGCACGAUAACCGUGCAGCUCGACAAAUUAAAACGGGAUCGCCAAGUUCGGGAUCGCCUUGCUCGUGAUAUCCGUGCGGACAAGGAGAAGCUCGGGAAGAAGGAGACAGAUGCCAAUCGCCUAUCAACGCAGCCAAAAAAGCCGGUAAAGCCGGGCCAUAAGAAGGGCCGUAGUGUGACAGCCUUCUUCCGGGUCGUGCGACCACUGUCUACAGUCUUCGGUACGGACAAGCCUGACCUCAGCUAUGCCGACAAGAGUCUGCCGGAAUUGGACUUCUCAGCUCCCUCCAAACCUGCUCUUUCUCUCAGCCUUGUCCAUGCUACCGUUCGCGUUUUGCCCAAUGAGGUGCGAUCCUUCACCUUUGCGGUGGAGACGGAGGACGGUGGUAGAUACGUUCUACAAGCCACCAGUCCCAUUGAUCGAGAGCAAUGGAUCAGCGCCAUCACUAGGGCUGCUCAAAUCUCAGCAGCACGGCGUUCUCUGAUGGAAGCCCAGGCGCCAAAGUUGGAUCUGGAGAAUUCUGAUUGGCAGGCACGGCCGCCAUCUCAGCAUCCUAAGUCUGUAUACGGUGUCAACCUGACGACAUUGCUCGAGCGCGGAGACAGCCAUCUCACUGAUCGCGGCAUGCCAUUAAUCAUUAGUCAGCUCAUCGAAGAAGUCGAGCGCCGAGGUCUUACAGAGACCGGAAUCUAUCGCAUCUCCGGCUCGAGAGCAGUGAUUGAGAGUAUUAGAAACAACAUCGAUAAGGGCUUGCCCUUUGAGUUGGUUGUCGAUGAGUACACCGAUAUAUAUGCUAUUUGUGAUGCGAUCAAGCAAUGGUUCCGCGAUCUCCCGGAAUCCAUCUUGCCGGCCACGCUGCUGAAGGACUUUGAGCAGGCCUUGAAAAUCGAGGACUAUAAUGCGCGAAUGUUCCGAAUUCAAGACCUGGUUGUAGGCCUUCCCCGUGCGAACUUCCUGUGCCUGCGCGGACUUGCAGAGCACUUGUACAAAGUGACAGAUUAUGAAGAUCAAAACCAGAUGCAUGCCGACAACCUUGCGACUGUAUGGGCACCAACACUAUGUCGGUUGCCCAACGUGUCACAGAUUCCAAUCUUCCAAGUGUUUGGCGUGCUCGGCCCAGCGACAGGUAUUGUCAAGCAGUGCAUCUUGCAGUAUCAUUGGAUCUUCAACGAGCCUGAUGAAGUCGAGCCUGAAUCCGCCGCAGACACCGAGCUAGCAACUCCGACGGCGGACACUCCUGCCGUGGAAGAACGGCGAUUCUCGUUAACGGUUGAUGAUGAAGGCGCCCUGGUCGUCCAGGAAGAACCGUUGGAGCGGUCUUCGAUUGACAGCCAGGCUUCAUCUGUAAGAAUGAUGCCAGACAUCGAGUUUACAGGCCCGACGCCCGAGCCCUCUGUGGACUCCCAUGGCGAGUACUCGGCGGCGCAAUACGAAUACGAGCAAUCAUUUUAUCCCGUCGCCGCUACGUCGACAAUCAUUGGAUACCCCUAA
Molecule: messenger RNA, 1506 nt
Organism: Dacryopinax primogenitus
Lineage: Eukaryota; Fungi; Basidiomycota; Dacrymycetes; Dacrymycetales; Dacrymycetaceae
Product: RhoGAP-domain-containing protein
Exons: 5
Coding region: 1-1506 (501 amino acids)
Biological process (GO): signal transduction; regulation of GTPase activity
Cellular component (GO): cytoplasm
Source: RefSeq, a predicted model, not a curated record